This is a messenger RNA of Drosophila montana, 753 nucleotides long. It is a transcript of the gene Vm26Ac, whose product is annotated as Vitelline membrane 26Aac. The transcript has a single exon. The record is from RefSeq and is a predicted model, not a curated record. Bases 109 to 702 code for a protein of 197 amino acids. Lineage: Eukaryota; Metazoa; Arthropoda; Insecta; Diptera; Drosophilidae.
UCAGUCUCAGUUUACAGCUUCGCAGCCAGCACGGUCAAGCCAGGUGUUAAUACUAAACUACGACAUCAUCAUUAUCAUCAUCAUCAUCAUCAUCAGCAGCACCUCAAUAUGUCCAUACCAAGGGCGUUUAUAGCGCUGCUGCUCUUCUGUUAUCGGCUGCAGACAUGUCUGGCCAAUUGCGAUGGGCGCUGUGUGCGCAGUCCUUCGUCCGGGCAGCUAUUUCGCUUCAUACCCGUUCGCCUGUACACGCCGGAGCAGCUGGAGGAUAAUGCGGAGCUGCUGGUGCGCCAGCCACGUCAGCAGCAAAUCGUCCAGGAGGUGAUUGUGGAGAACAAUUUCGGGGGUCUAGGCCCAGGCGGUUUUGGGGGUUCGCCCUUUGGUGGUCCGCCGCCUUUCGGUGGCCCGCCAUUUGGGCCCGGAUCUGGCUUUGGUCGUGGCGGCUUUGGACACGGAGGUACACGCGGUGGCUUUAGCAGCAGCUUUGGCGGUGGCUUUGGUGGUGGCUUUAGUGGCGGCUUCGGACGCAGCUACGAGCUGGCGGAGGAGCCAGAGCAACCAGCCAUACCAGCCAAGUGCAAUGCGCCCAGUGCUCAGGCGCCCAGCGUUCAGGCGCCGCCCUGUGCCAAAAACUAUGUGUUCUCCUGCGACGCGGUACUGAAGCCAGUUCCCUGUGCAGCACCAGAUGGCAAUUGUGGCUAUUGAGAGACCAAAGGACUGUUAUUGAUAUCUAUAAAUAAAACUGAAUGUUAAGAA